AUGUAUUUAAUAUACAUAUAUGGAAAACAUUACAGGACUUCUCAUAAAGACUUGAUCAAUAUUCAGCGACAAAGGAAGGACACAACGGAAAAUGAUGAGAACAGUGAUACUGACAUAGAUUCAAAUGAUUCCAUAGAACUGGAAUUUAGCUUGGAAGCUUUAAAAGAAUCUGCGGAAAGAAUAUUAGGAAUAUGUCGGGCGUGUAGCUUUUCCGGAAUACCGCAUUUGAAGCUGGAAUGUGAAGUAGCAGUGAUGGAAUAUGUUCGAGAGAACAUUAAAAAAAUCAAAAUGCCUAAAGUGUAUCAUUAUGAGAAAGAUAAAUGUAAAGUUAUCACACAAAUAAUUGAAAUAAUGUGCGAACUUAAAAAACAUAAAUUUCCUAAAAUUGGUGGCAUAUUUAUCGACCCAGAUACUCAAGAGUUUACAGUAGCAGCAAUUAAAAAAGAAAUAAAAUACAUAAAAACCGCUCAUACACAAGAAAAACAAGAAAAAUGGACUCCAGUAUACGAAAUAUUGGCUGAACUAGUUCCUAAUUUUUUUUCUAAAGAUGACAAAGAACAAUUUGUACCAACUCAUGGUGAUCUUCAUCCAACAAAUAUUGUGAUGGAAGGCACCAAGAUUACAGAAGAAGAAAUUAAGGAACAUGAGGAACUUCAGAAGUUUUUCCGAGAACAAAUGAAAAAUUGUGAUCCAGAAUUUGUAGGCAUAAUGGAUAACAUGGAUGAAUUUAAAAGCAAAAUAUAUAAUUUGGUUUUAUAA
This is a messenger RNA of Entrophospora candida, 759 nucleotides long. NCBI's taxonomy places the organism in Eukaryota, Fungi, Glomeromycota, Glomeromycetes, Entrophosporales, Entrophosporaceae. The record is from the annotation of a GenBank genome assembly.